This is a messenger RNA of Papaver somniferum (opium poppy), 1488 nucleotides long. RefSeq lists its product as uncharacterized. Gene Ontology annotation, molecular function: protein phosphatase 1 binding; protein phosphatase regulator activity. The transcript has 3 exons. The coding region runs from base 1 to 1488 and encodes 495 amino acids. NCBI's taxonomy places the organism in Eukaryota, Viridiplantae, Streptophyta, Magnoliopsida, Ranunculales, Papaveraceae. The record is from RefSeq and is a predicted model, not a curated record. Gene Ontology annotation, cellular component: plasma membrane.
AUGUGGAAACAAGUUGAGAAGAUGUUCUCUUGCGGGAAAGACCCGCGGCUGAAUAAUCUAGAUGAUACAUAUACUAGUUUCUGUAGAAGUCCAUUACACAUAGCAGUUAUGUCUGGUGACAUCAAUUUUGCAACAGAAAUCUUAUCUAACAGACUCGAUCUUGCAUUAAAACAAGACUCAAAUGGAUAUACGCUACUUCACCUUGCUUCUGUGAGAACAAGUCUAGGGAUGGUGAGAUUGUUGCUCAAGGCCGAACCUGGUGCUUCUAUGGUUCAAGACGAAGAUAGAAGAACACCUCUACAUCUAGCAGCUAUGAAGAAUCAUGUGGAGAUCAUCAAAGAACUAAUGGACGAAGGAUUACCCGAAGCAAUUCACCUAAGAAAUCAUCGAAAUGGAGAGACCAUAUUACACUUUUGUGUAAAAAGUAAUACCAAUCUAAAGACUCUUAAGCUAUUGGUAAACAAUAUAUUACAUGCAGCGCCACUUCAAGAUCAAAAUCCAAAUCCUGUAUCUAUCAACUCCACGGACAACGGCGGCAACACCAUCUUGCACCUUGCUGCGAAAAUGGGGAACAUGAAGAUCACAAACUAUAUAUUGCUGAAUAGCAGUGUAAGAAUUGAUAUAAAUGUCGUAAACAACAAGCGCCUCAAAGACUUGAAUAUGUUAUCACAAGCUGAAAGGAACGAUCUAAAAUUUGGCUACAUACGAGACUACUGGUUAUAUCCUAAAAUACUUAAUCUUAGCCAUAAUACUAGCAAUGGAGGAGGAAAAGGGGGACAAUAUGCUAACGUUAAAGAUUUUGUGACUGCUUUAAGGGAUAUAAAGCGUAGUAAAAUGGAGUACAUUUAUGAUAUGGCAAAAGAAGGUUUAGUUUUGGAAGAUUUUCUGCUUAGUGAUGUUUCAAACUACAGCAACAGUGGAAAUAGUAGCAAUGUUGGGUUUUUCCCUUAUAUAAUACUGCAUGCUGGAUACCCUAUAUUGGGGUAUACGUGGCCAACCAACUACAUGUUUUACUUGCUUACUAAUGGAGUUGCGUUUUUUGUGUCUCUGACUAUAAUAUAUCUAGUCAUAUGUGGGUUUAUGAUGGAAACAUCUGUUAUCCAAGUUCGAAUUCUUGUGGUGUUGAUGUGCAUUUCAAUCGGAUGCAUUGCCUGUGGCUAUCUGUCUAUAUUAGCAGCCAUGUUACCGGAGUUCUAUUAUAAUGUACCUAAAGUGUAUCUUGCACUCGCAAAAAUUUUUGGAGUCUGCUGCUUGUUGGGAGUUGGAUACUUCAUUUGGAGUUUGACAUGGAAGAUAGUUAAGCUACGAAAGAGAAUGAGGCACCGCCACAUUGGGGUUAUUAAUUACUACCUUAAGGCGUUCUUCCUCGGUAUAGAAGCAAAGGCUGCAGGAAAACUGAUUUUGUUCAUUGCUGGUUACUCUGCUUUUCGUGUUUUUGCAUAUUUGUAUUAUGGUGAUUGGUCCGAUGUUCACCCACUUCUGUUUUAA